Messenger RNA from Nannochloropsis gaditana CCMP526, 2097 nucleotides. RefSeq lists its product as uncharacterized. The record is from RefSeq and is a predicted model, not a curated record. The annotation marks the transcript as partial. The transcript has 8 exons. Gene Ontology annotation, cellular component: membrane.
GAGUAUGCAACAUUCUUGGAGAACUGCAGCAUUCCAUUCUGCUCGUCGUCGGAAGGUGGGAGCAAGUUCCUUUUCAACCUCCUCCACCAACCAGGAGGAAACAAGCACUUUGCUUGCGUGCGCCCUCGACAGGUGGUCGCGCUGUUCAAUGGCACCAACGCGGACGACAGUCGGGACCCCACCAGGGUGGGGCUCAAGGCGGCAACGAAGUUCAAGGUGAUGGCGCACACGAUCUCCAAAGACCAUUCCCGUCUGGUGUUUUGCCUCUACCGCCUGUUGCUGCGCGAUGCCCGGCGGGUCCGGCAUUCACGGGCCCCCUUUGUAUUUCUUCAGGAGCGUCCCAGCCGCGAACGCUAUUCUCAUCUAUGGGAAAUCACGCCGGACUAUGACGCGAAUGUGCUGGACAACUUGCUUCCUUCCUACCUGCGGCAUGAAUUGACGACGUGCGAGCUCAAAGCUCAGGACUUGGAGCGUAUCAUCAAGGCCAAUUUCCGUCGUUUCCGGUCGUUGGGAACCUCAGAAGAGAGUCCCAACCCCAAACACCACGUUACCCUUCCAUCGGGCCCCCCCGCCACACCGACAGAAUCACCACGCCACAGUUCGGGCCACAGCAGGAGGCGGAGCAGCAGGAUGCGUGGCGCUAAUAUCAUGCCCAUACCGCCUCCCACGUUGGACCAGGUCCUCGACGACACGAUGGCCUUAACCCGGACCAUGGCCGAGCAACUCUCGCUUUUCGAAAGCACUAGCGUCACGGAAUCCUACGGAAUCCGCGUCAUAGCCACCGCCACCACGGCCCUGGACCAACAGCAACAGCAACAGCAGCAGCAACAACAACAAAUGCAACAGUCGGGGGCUGUGCAGCCUCCGCCUCCCUACUUUUUUUUUUACACCAUCCGGGUCGAGAAUCGAAACCGGCGGGCCUCUGUCCAAUUGAUGGGACGUCAUUGGAUCAUUCAGGACGAACAGGGGCGAGAGACGGACUCGGUGCCCAAGGGCAGUAUUGCACCACUACCAAUACUAUCGAUCGGCAACCUCGACAACGACAGCUCCAUCAGCAAGCUGAAGUGGUCCGUGUUCACAGACCGCAGUAUCGGAGGGAAAUCAGAAGCCUCUUUCGAAGUUUCGACGACAGGAAAUCAUCCUAUAAACGAGACCGAUGGGCACACGGGCGAGAUUAGACCCCCAUCUGCGACCUUUUCAGGUAACCUUUCCAAUAUGCGGCCCGCAGCAGAUCCCACCGUCAAGCGUACAGGUUACUGUGCUCUGAAGGUCGAAAUGCCCCGGUCUUUCCGAGUGGAGGGCUACGAAGGCCUCGAGCUUACAGUGAGGACGGACGGUCGGAGCUACAUCACUAAUCUUGAGCCUCAUCAUAUUCUGCCAAGGCUGCAAGUCCUAGCCUGCCCAUCUCUCAACUCCGUCGACAUUACCUCCCCCUCAGCCUCCUCGCCCCCCCAACCCCAGUGCCCAACGUCCUACGCCGAGUCUGCAGCCCCCACCCCGCUCACUCCUGUACUGCGAGAGACCUUCGACCGCACAGGAUUCUUUUGUCCGUUUCGCACCUUCGGGGUGCAAGCACUGGCCCCUGCCUCCUCCCCCUCGAAGCCUCUGCUCCUGUAUCUCCCAGGCCUGGAUGGUUCCGGCCUCACCGCCUUUGUCCAAUACCCCUCGCUGGCAGAGGCGUUUGAAGUCCGGUGCAUGACCAUGCCCACCACAGACAGGAGCUCUUUCUUGGACCUGAUCCAUCUGGUGCGGACGGAGAUCCGAUCUUUCCCGGGCAGACGCGUCUUCGUCAUGGGAGAGUCCUUCGGCGGCCUUCUCGCCCUCGGCACAGUCUUGGAGCGUACAAAACGUCCCGAUGUCAGGGACACUGCAGACAUCCAGGGCGUGGUCCUGGUAAAUCCGGCUACCUCCUUCUCGCGCACUAUUUGGGGCAAGGUGGGUCCUCUCAUCACCAAGCUCCCUCAGCCCUUCUACAGCCUCAGUCUUCUUCCCAUCGGCCUUCUCCUUGUCGACGGAGGCCAAAUCAAAGGCUUGAUCAAGGACGCAUUCGUUCGACUCCAAGAAGCCGCUCCCACCCCCUCCGGGCGCGCCCCCUCG